Molecule: messenger RNA, 948 nt
Organism: Helianthus annuus (common sunflower)
Lineage: Eukaryota; Viridiplantae; Streptophyta; Magnoliopsida; Asterales; Asteraceae
Product: protein FAR1-RELATED SEQUENCE 5-like
Exons: 3
Coding region: 1-948 (315 amino acids)
Source: RefSeq, a predicted model, not a curated record
AUGGUUUUUGACACAUGGAGCGACGUUGAGAAUAUGUACAAGUCUUAUGCUGAGAGGUCUGGGUUUUCUACACGUUUGGGUGCCAUGAAGAAAAAUGGAACUGUUGUUACACAUAUGUAUAUGCAAUGUACCAGAUCCAGUAAACCUAAGCAAACACAACUUGAAUCGAUGGACCCUAGUGCUUUUAAAGUAUCUCGAAGUAGCAGCUACAAAGUUACUGACUGCAGGGCGCGGCUAAAGCUUAAAGCUAUCUCAGGCACUACAAAAUUCUUCAUUUAUGGUUUUAUUGAAGCUCAUAAUCAUGGAUUGGUCGACAAGGACAAUCUAGACUUUACCAGAAAAAGGAAGAAACUUAUUUAUGACGACCAGAGGUUCAUUCACAAACUAAGCUUGAACAAAAUUGGCCCUAAUGUCGCGCAUAAGAUUCGAGCUUCGUUAAAGGGUGGGCACCAUAAUGUACAAGGAACUGUAGUAGAAUUCAAAAAUUUCACUAGAGAUCUACGGUCUUUUAUCGGCAAGAAGGAUGCACAAAUGGUUGUUGAUACGUUAAAAGCUCGUAUGAUAAACCUGCCAAAUUUCUUUUUUGAAUGUGUGGUGGUUGACAGUGAGUUAAGAUCAUUGUUCUGGGCUGAUGACGUAUCCAAAUGCAAUUACGAAGCCUUCGAAGAUGUGUAUAACAUGAUAUUUGUUCCGUUUACCGGUGUCGAUUACCAUAAAAAGUGUGUCACAUUUGGUGCUGGGCUAUUAUACGAUGAAACAAUUGGUUCUUACACGUGGUUGCUUACCACAUUCCUUAAAGCUCAUAACAAUAAGCAACCAACGUUGGUGUUGACCGAUCAGGAUGCUGCGAUGAAACAAGCAGUUUCUGGUGUAUUCAAUAAAUCUAUUCACCGGCUGUGUAUGUGGCAUAUUGUAAGGAAAAUUCCUGCAAAGAUUGCAGGUGAUUGA